AUGUCACCUCCCCGUCUCAAGCGCACACGAACAGGAUGCCUGACCUGUCGCCGGCGCCGAGUCAAAUGCAGCGAAGAAAAGCCCACAUGCCACAGAUGUCAGACUGCCAAUCUCGUCUGUGCAGGCUACCAGCAGAGCCGGCACGUCGUGCCUGUCGUUCUGGCGGGAGACACAGAUGCAGACCAACCAUCUUCCGCCGCGCUUGUGACCUCAACCCCUGCAUCCCACCUGGUUCUAGCCCAGUACGUGCCAGACGUAGUACGCUCAGUUGAAAACCAGAAUCACCGCACCGCGUUCUUACCAAUCUACCACCAGUAUGUGACCAGCACCGUCCACCGGUUCUUCGCAGGCAAUGGGCUUGCAUUCUGGCGCGACACGGUCGCACAGAUGGCGUGGGCGGACGAUCUGAUCUGCCAGGCGAUCCUGUGUCUCGGUGCCCUGCACCGGGCCGCGCUACUCCCGGCGGGCCAUGCGCAGAAGGGUCAAAUGAGGGCGCAGGGUGUGGGUGCGUACACCGCGGCGUUGAGCCUUGCGCGGGGCAGCACCGGGAUCCGGCAGGUUGGGGUUGGCUCCGUUGUGGUAAUGAUCGUCUUUGCGUUGGUGGAGAUAUUCCUGAAAAACCUCCCCGGGGCUGGACGUCAUCUUGAUGCCGCACAGAGACUGUUCUGCGAGCUUGUUGUAUCGGGAAACCCCGAGGAUCUCAAAUAUAUCGAGGACCCUCUCACGCGUCUUCAAUUCUCCAUUCAAAAUCUGACCGGUGGCACUGGGGGUGGGACUAGCCACAGGGCCAGAGAGCAGCAAACACUCGUAACCCCCUUUCCUCACUAUCCAAGCCUCGUCUACACCAGCGACGGAGACCUUUCCUCGGAGCACUGCCAUCUCCUCCGGACUGUGGCCUUUUACCGGGACGUCGGCCAGCUCCUGUGGCUACCCAUCGAGCACACAGCCGCCUCCAUAAACAGGACAUCGCUCAAUGCCUUCCGAUCAGCACUCCUCCACUGGAGAGCAACCGCAACAACGACCCGCAAGGCCUGUCCCCAACCACUUCACCCAAUUCUUCUAGAAGAGGUCGAGGACGAAACUCCACCACUACACUCACUCCCCAUUCCCCCUGCCAGACUCACCUUCACGUCCGACGUCGCAGCUGUCAGCAUGGCUAUUUUUUACGCGCAUCUCGCUCUGCUAGACUACCUCGAGCUAGCCACUUCCCCUGCAUCAGACAAAACAGAAGAACGCGAGGAACGUAUCUAUGCGCUGAUCUAUCGCAACCUGCGCAUCGUACAAGGUCUCUGGGGCGAGGAAGACGUCGCAGAAGAAUGUGCGCGGUUCCGACAGCCCAAGGUGGGGAUGGUCAUGCAUAUGGUGCUCUUCCAGGCGAUGGGGUUGGGGUGUACGGCGGAGUGGCGGUCCUGGGCGAGAGGUCGACUGGAGAGGCUUGGUCGUGCGGCGGACGUGUUUCGGGGGACGGCGUUUAUGAAUGCGCACGCUGCGAUGGAUCAGUUCCUGGACAGGGAGAUGGGACAAGGGGAUGGGGGAUUGGUGUCUCUGGGUGAGAGGGUAAACCCCGUGGUCCGGGCGAAUCCGGACGUAGAUGAUGGGUUUUCGGCGUGUUUUGUUAGAAUGCAUCUCGGUGAGCGAGAGGAUGCGCUGCUGUUUGAUGUGGUGGGGCGGGCGCGGUGGGAGCAGGAUGGGGCUGGCUGGAGCAUUAUUAUUUGA
This is a messenger RNA of Aspergillus japonicus CBS 114.51, 1716 nucleotides long. RefSeq names its product Zn(II)2Cys6 transcription factor domain-containing protein. Gene Ontology annotation, biological process: regulation of DNA-templated transcription. The coding region runs from base 1 to 1716 and encodes 571 amino acids. Gene Ontology annotation, molecular function: DNA-binding transcription factor activity, RNA polymerase II-specific; zinc ion binding. The transcript is spliced from 3 exons. The record is from RefSeq and is a predicted model, not a curated record. Lineage: Eukaryota; Fungi; Ascomycota; Eurotiomycetes; Eurotiales; Aspergillaceae.